Messenger RNA from Clunio marinus, 2416 nucleotides. The record is from the annotation of a GenBank genome assembly. NCBI's taxonomy places the organism in Eukaryota, Metazoa, Arthropoda, Insecta, Diptera, Chironomidae.
AGACCGAAUUCUGUUUACAUCAUUUAUAAACAGUAUGUUGACAACUCGUCAAACGUAAAUUCAAUUUAAAACAAAAUACCAAAAUGUCAUCUGAGGAAAAAAUAUUAAAACUUAUAAAUUUCGAAGCAACACCAGAGACAAAAGCAGAGGCGAUAAAUUAUUUGCAAUCCUUGAGAAGAUUUAAAAAAGAAGUUCUAAAAAAGAACUCGUCUCAACUCGAAAAUGAAUUCAACAAUUUGGAACAGGAAACAAUUCAACUCGCUUACGGAAACUAUGCAACGUUUAUAAAAACGGCAGAAAGCUCCCGGCAAGUGUUAAAGGGUUGGAAUGAGACGUCAAAAAAUUUAGAUUGUCUAAUCGAAGAAUUACCCACUUUCUCAGAGAAAUGUGAUGUAUUUAUAAAGUCCACUUUAUCUAUUCAAUCUUCAUCUCGUUUGAAUUCUCUAACUUUGAAAAAAUAUCAAGAGAUUCUCGAAAUAUUGGAAUUACCUCAACUUAUGGAAUCAUCAUUAAGGGACGAAAAGUACGAGGAUGCGUUGGAGUUAGCAUCUUACGUACAAAUGUUGGGAAUGAAGCAUAAAAGUAUUCCAGUUGUUAAUAACAUUGUCAAAAUUAUUGAAUCGUCAUGGCAAGUGAUGAUUUCUCAACUGCUAUCAGAAUUAAAAAACGACUUGACCUUACCAAAGUGCCUUCAAAUUGUUGGAUAUUUAAAGAGAAUGCAAGCAUUUUCACCAACAGAAUUAAAAUUGAAGUUCCUUCAAACUCGAGACUGUUGGCUCAAAUCCAUUUUACCAGUCACAAAAACAGAUAAUUAUCAGUAUUUAGCAAAGACUAUCGAGUUAACAAGAGUGAAUUUAUUCAAUAUUGUGACACAAUAUAAAGCAUUAUUUGAAGACGAUUUGAGUAAAGAGAGUUACUCAAAGACAAGCCUGAUUUUCUACAGUUGGAUUAAUGAAAAAAUAGACGAUUUUUUGCGGAUGUUAGAAAAUCAACUUAAUAAUUUAAAUGCAACUUUAGUCGACAUCAGCUCAAUAUUAGGACAGUGCAUGUACUUUGGCGUAUCGUUUUCUCGAAUUGGUGUGGAUUUUCGAGCGCAAUUAACUCACAUUUUCAUGAAAACGAUUACAAAAUAUCUAAAUGGAUCAGUCAUUGAAGCAACGAAGCAAUUUGAAAGGGGCAUGGAACAAUUUACUUUGAUUAACAAAGAUGUUUCAGGAUUUAGGAAACAUAGUAAUGAGAGCGGAUCUAACACAAACAUGGAAAAAGACAAAGCAACAAUUAUACCACCUGAAAAGUUGUUGGAUUUCCAUCCUCUCGCCGCUUAUUGUAAUGCUUUGCUAAACAUCUUCAAUGAGUUAAGAGUUUUUGUUCCAGUUUCGCUUUUAAACCCUUUUGUUUUAUCGUUGGAAGUUUCUUUAGAGAAUGUAAGUCGAGCCAUUCUUUCUUUCUAUAAAAGUGAACAGCAAGCAUUAGGUAAGAACGAAAGAGAAUGUUUUCUGAAAAUGUGUUCAUGUUUUGUAUUUGAAUUGGUUCCAUACAUCCAAAAUUGUGUAAAUUUAAUAUUUGCAAACAAUAGAUUAAAUCUUAAUGUUGAAAGCUUAACUAUAUUUAAAAGUGAGAAUAUUUUUGAGCCACUUAAGCAUUUACCUGAUCAGUUUGUGUUACUACCAGCAAAACAAUAAAUUGUAUAAGUGAAUGAAUAAUGAAAUGAAUAUAAAAUACGUAAAUAAAGAUAUUAUUAGAUAAAUAAUUGAGAUAUUGAAUAAUUCUCAAAGAAAAUCUCUGCGACUUCUUUCACCUUUUUUGAUAUUGUUUUUUCUAAAGUAGGUCGUAGCUCUGCUGUCACCAUUCGCCAGUUUUCAUUUAUAAAUUUAUUCAUUGAAUUUGUUAAUUCUUGUUCUCCAUUAAAUAGAUUUUCCAGGAAUAUGUUACCCGACCCAAUGUUAAAUUCAGAAGAAAUGAAAUCGAUUUGAUAAUAUUGUUGAGAGUUCCUUUCUACACGAUUAAUUUUCAUUGAUAAAACUCCAUCAAUAUCCAUAAAAAAAUUACCCGAAACAAGCACCUUUUCCAUUAAGAGGCAUCAUUAAAAGUUUCCCACGAAGCUCAUAAGUUGCAUUCAAAACCAAAUUGGGAAACCAAACUUUCAUUCUGAAUUUACCUGUAGUUAUGUUAGUUCUCACACUUCGCAACCUAAAUCUCGUUACACCUGAUAAUGAUAUAUUUUUAAAAGCAGCUGACAAUUCCAUUCCAUUUCCGGUUUGUUCAAUUUUAAUCUCAUCAACAAAUAAAGGUUCUAAUGAUGGUACGUUGAGUUCGGGAAUGCCUCUGUUCAAAUAUGGUCUCAAAGUUAUGAUUGAAUUUCGAAUGCAAUUGCCAAGUUGUGGAUCCGUUUGAUUGCAAAUUUUUAUGAAGGAAG